AUGCUUCUUGUUCUACUGCCGACAGAAUUGCUUCUACAGCUAGUCAUGUUUCUAGAAAAGGAAACAGACAUUAGCUCGUUGUCUCGAACAUGUAUCCGUCUUUAUAGUCUCCUAGACUCAUUGCUAUAUCGCCACAAUGCCCAAACUUCAGGUAGCUCCGCUAUUUUAUGGGCCGCCAAAAUGGGGAACGAGACUACAGCUCGGUUAUCCAUGCGAGAAGGAGGUGAUAUCAACGUGGUAGAUGAUACUGGGCGGACACCUCUAUCUUACGCUGCAGCAAAAGGAUUCCAGGCUGUGAUUGAGUUGUUGAUUGAAACAGAGAAUUUAAACUUGGACUCAAUGGACCCUAGGGGCUGGACACCAUUGUUCUGGGCUGCAGAAAAUGGCCACGAGGCGGUGGUAAAGUUGCUACUUGAGACGAGGAACGUUAGUAUAGACCCAAAGGACUUUUGGGGUCGGACCCCGUUGUCUAUGGCUGCACAAAACAAUCAUGAUACUGUGGUGAAGCUCCUACUUAAUACGGGAAAGGUUGAUAUGGACUCAAGGGGGUAUUGGGGUCGAACUCCGUUAUCUUACACUGCAGCAAAGGGAUACAAUACCGUGGUGGAGCUGUUGAUUCAGACGGAUAAAGUGAACGUGAACUCAAUGGAUCCUAGAGGCUGGACGCCAUUGUUCUGGGCUGUAGAUAAUGGGCAAGCGGCAGUGGUGAAGUUGCUACUUGAGACGGAGAAGGUUAAUAGAGACUUAAAGGACUUUUGGGGUCGGACCCCACUGUCCAUAGCUAAUCAAAACGGACAUAAGGCAGUAGCAGAGCUUUUGAGUCACACCUGA
Messenger RNA from Penicillium antarcticum, 831 nucleotides. RefSeq names its product ankyrin repeat domain-containing protein. The record is from RefSeq and is a predicted model, not a curated record. Gene Ontology annotation, molecular function: protein binding. Lineage: Eukaryota; Fungi; Ascomycota; Eurotiomycetes; Eurotiales; Aspergillaceae. The transcript has a single exon. The coding region runs from base 1 to 831 and encodes 276 amino acids. Gene Ontology annotation, cellular component: cytoplasm; nucleus.